AUGCAGCGCCCUGUACCUACUCCAGAGUCGCCUCUCCAACUAUACGUCUUUGGAAGUAAUGGAGAAGGUCAACUGGGAAUACCGGCAGCGGAAAUAGUCAACACCCCAACUCGAAAUCCUAAUCCUACUCCUGAUGGCUGCCCCCUACCUCUCGACGAACUGAAAACGAUCAGAGGUGGCGACAACCAUACGCUACUUCUCACUACAAGCCGUGUCGUCUACGGGGUUGGCGAUAACCGCAAAAGCCAGUUGGGUAAGGCAGAAUCAGCAUCUCGAUUUGACCUUUUCCAACCUUUGAGCCUUGGAUACAGCUUUGCAGCCGCUACGUGCGAGUCUUCGGCUUUCAUUGAGCCCAGACUUGAUGCUUCAGAGAGUUGGGUCAAAAUCCAAGGCUCCAACCAAUGGGGUGAGCUAGGCGAGUGCGACGGAAAUUCAACACGGCUUUUACUUCCAGGAAGAGUGAUUGAUUUCGCAGCGGGGGUUUGGCAUUAUGUCGCCGUUAUGCAAGGUGGUUCAGUCUAUGGUUGGGGAAAGGCGCGUCUCGGCCAGCUUGGGGACGCGCCGUCUGGCAAAGUCACAACGCCUACCAAGAUCGAGGGCAUACCAUUUACACCGAAGAAAGUUGUGUGCGGGAAAGACUUUACAUAUUUAGUUGGCGACCCAGCCGAAGGCCAGCAUCAAUUACUUGGGAAAGACAAGUUUAACAUCAUCUCAAAUAUGCCUAGCCUCGUCAAAAACUGGAAAGACGUUGGAGCCACAUGGCACGCAAUCUUCGUGCUGUUCGACGAUGGAACUCUUACCGCGUGGGGCAAGGAGAACAUGUGGAAACUACUACCGCCCAACUUGCCACUUCUAGAUAAGAUUGCUGUCGGGUCAGACCACAUACUUGCUGUAACGAAGGAAGGCAGAUUGAUAUCAUGGGGUUGGGGUAAGCAUGGAAACUGCGGCGAUCUCUCUAGCAUCGUGACUGAGGUGAAAAAUGACAUGGUCAGCGGUUUCUGGAACGAGAUCCAUAUACCAGGGGAGGUUAAGAUGAUCGGAGCUGGGUUCUGUACCAGCUUCGUGGUUACCAAAUAA
This is a messenger RNA of Alternaria atra, 1077 nucleotides long. RefSeq lists its product as uncharacterized. The transcript has a single exon. NCBI's taxonomy places the organism in Eukaryota, Fungi, Ascomycota, Dothideomycetes, Pleosporales, Pleosporaceae. The record is from RefSeq and is a predicted model, not a curated record. Bases 1 to 1077 code for a protein of 358 amino acids.